This is a messenger RNA of Nannospalax galili (Upper Galilee mountains blind mole rat), 1275 nucleotides long. RefSeq names its product crystallin zeta (gene Cryz). Gene Ontology annotation, cellular component: cytosol. The record is from RefSeq and is a predicted model, not a curated record. NCBI's taxonomy places the organism in Eukaryota, Metazoa, Chordata, Mammalia, Rodentia, Spalacidae. Gene Ontology annotation, molecular function: quinone reductase (NADPH) activity; zinc ion binding; NADPH binding.
CCUCAGCUGCGCAGCUGCGCGCUUCCGCAGGUUUCCGGAGGUCGGGGGAGGAGCCUGUAAAAGUUGAAAAAGGCUUACUCUCCCAGUCUUCCAUGGCCUUGCAAGAAGUCUAGAAGGUUCUGCUCCAAUCUAGAGGAGGCCUCUAGAUCACCAUGGCAACUGGACAGAAGUUGAUGAAGGCUAUUCGGGUGUUUGAAAUUGGUGGACCAGAAGUACUGAAACUCCAGUCCGAUGUUGUAGUACCAGUUCCAAAAGACCAUCAGGUUCUAAUCAAAGUCCAUGCCUGUGGUGUCAACCCAGUCGAGACAUAUAUUCGCUCUGGUACCUACAGGCGAAAACCUCUCCUACCCUACACCCCUGGCACAGAUGUGGCCGGGGUCAUAGAAUCCAUUGGAGAUGGUGUAUCUGCUUUCAAGAAAGGUGACCGAGUGUUCAGCUCCAACACCAUCUCGGGGGGCUAUGCCGAGUUCGCCCUGGCCGCGGACCACACUGUCUACCCACUCCCUGAGACACUGACCUUCCGCCAGGGCGCUGGGAUCGGCAUCCCGUACUUCACCGCCUGCCGAGCGCUGCUGCACAGUGCCCGUGUGAAAGCUGGAGAGAGCAUUUUGGUUCAUGGGGCAAGUGGAGGUGUGGGAUUAGCUGCAUGCCAGAUUGCCAGAGCUUACGGCCUAAAGGUACUAGGCACAGCCGGUUCUAAGGAAGGAGAGAAGCUUGCUCUGCAGAAUGGAGCCCAUGAAAUGUUUAAUCACAGAGAAGCUAAUUAUAUAGACAAAAUUAAGAUAUCAUCCAGGGCCACGGGAAGAUGGGGAAGAUGAUUCUUCUCCCGUGAGACCGAUUCUUCUAGGGACUUCUAUGCCUUUGCGGAGCCUCUUUCCCUGUGUUACAUCAUUGCCUUUAACUAGUGUUCAUUUGGUGGAGUUUCAUGCAGUAACAAUGGAAGUUUUCCUUUGGAGACUAGAGGAAUGGGGUGAAAUUCACUGCCACACCAUCAGUCCUCUCAGAUCAGGGCCUCGGAGAGGACGCAGCGUGCUCUCCUUUGUUGGCGUUCAUUCCAAAAAUGUUUUUUUCCUUUUCUUUCAAUUUUUUGUUGUCAUUGUUUGAGAUGGGAUCUCGUGUAGCCCAGGCUGGCCUUCUGCCUUAGUCCCUCUAGUGCUGGGAUAAUAGGCGGGAACCACCAUACAUGGCUUCAUUUCAAAAUGCCUUGAUGUUGAUUAAUUGCAUGCCUUUGACUAAAAUGUGCUAAUUCAAAAUAAAACUAUUGAUUUCUGUGGA